AUGUUGAGCCGCGAAGCGGCGACUUUCCGAGGUUAUUUACAAUACUCUCGCCGCUUCGCGGCUCGCCUCGCCCAUUCGGGACUCAUUCGUACUAACCUCGGAAAGUCGCCGCUUCGACAUGAGCGAAUGAAGUACCAUCACGAUGCAAUGAUCGCUACCGAAUCCUUCCUUAAUUCGGUUGAAAACCCAGAGCAAAACGUGGACAACCGAAUAGAUGACGAAAAGUGGAAGAAUAUUAUCAGAAAUAGGCACAGCGUUAAAUGUGUUUCAGAAGCCAUUCUUUUCUGUGGUCGACAAAGCAUUGCCCUGGGUGGAGAUUACGAAGUCUUGAACGAAGACAGUUGUGGAAAUACAGGCAAUUUCUUAGCGGCUCUGCAGAUGAUAGCUAACCACGACGACAUUUUGAAACAAAACUUAGACAAUAUCCAACUCUCCAGCAGCAACAUUACUUACAUGUCGCCUUUAAUCCAGAAUGAGAUCAUUGAAAUUAUUGGACAGGAUAUCCUAUUAAAAAAUCUGCUAGAGGAAAUCAAGGCCGCCAAGCUCUACAAUAUAAUGGCGGACGAGGUAACGAGUCACAACAAAGAGCAACUGGCGUUGUGUGCACGCUUCAUCGACAAGAACAACGAUGUCAGGGAGGACUUUCUUGCCUAUAUUUGUCUGCCUCGAAUAACCGGCGAGGUAAUAGCGGAAACAAUAGUGUCUACUUUGCAAGGUCUUGGUCUGGAAAUAGAGAACGUGAGUGGUCAGGGGUACAAUGGUGCCGCUAACAUGUCCAGUGACAACGUGGGGGUUAAUUCAGCGUUGAAUAAGAGAACGCUCGCCAAAGGCUGUAUAUGUACACUGCAGUGGUCAUGGCCUUAA
Molecule: messenger RNA, 864 nt
Organism: Stylophora pistillata
Lineage: Eukaryota; Metazoa; Cnidaria; Anthozoa; Scleractinia; Pocilloporidae
Product: zinc finger MYM-type protein 1-like
Source: RefSeq, a predicted model, not a curated record